AUGUUUCUACUUGGCCGAUUAACGGUCCCAGUUCAGCAGCGGCUGACUGGUGUGCUUUUUUAUCCCCCGUUGAAUUUAAUUCUUUGUCACACAAAUAGCGUUUUGCACAUUUUUGAUGGGUCAUCGUGUCGGUUCUUGCGCAGUGUUGUUCUCUCUAACACUAGUGAAAAAUUAUCUCUUUGUUAUUUGGGAAACAGUGGUUGCCUUGUGGUCACUUGUGGUACCACAUUUAAUGCCCGUUCUCAUUACGCGGAUGUUAUCCUCCUGGACGACAUUCUUUGCGGAUCAAUUGAAACCCCGGAGCAAAACACUACACUAUCUUUUCGAAACGACCAGUUACCUGGGUUGAGUGCCAUGUUGGUUACUGAGGAAAACAAGCCUACACUGAAAGGUUCUUGCCUCAAUGUUGAGCGCUGCGAGGUUGAUUUUCACAGAGACUCUAAGUUCAACACUGUCAGCAUACAAGGGGCUUUCUCCAAGUUAGUUUCCUGGUUCCAGGUAUUUUCUGAGCAUCAUGAGUUGGCCGGCGUUCCUCUACCUGCUCUUACUCCUUGCUUGAAUUAUCGAUUGCUACGCCUAUGUACUUCGGACGUGGAAGCCAUGUCCAUGGCGUAUUGGAGAACAUCUCUGAUGAACGUUGAGGGCUUUAGGCGUUUGACGUUUACUAACUGGCCGCAUAUGGAAUACCGGUGA
This is a messenger RNA of Dicrocoelium dendriticum, 693 nucleotides long. NCBI's taxonomy places the organism in Eukaryota, Metazoa, Platyhelminthes, Trematoda, Plagiorchiida, Dicrocoeliidae. The record is from the annotation of a GenBank genome assembly.